CUAAGAGUUAGGCCUUAAUUGAGGCCCCCGGGCAUUAACCUUGAUAUUGCUCGGAGCUUCACCAAGUCCCGUUCCCUUCUUCUUCCCUCUGCUGUCUUCACCAGCUAAGCAGGGCACCGUUGGAAUAGGGAUAAUAUAAAAUCCUGUGUUUAAAGUUUAAACAAAGGCGCGCUCUUAUAUCACGAAGAAAUCUCCAUUCGAGGCCACAGUGUCAAACAUAAAAUUCCAUGGAUACCCUUCUCUCUAACUCCUUGCUUCCCGCUCUUUACGUACCCCAACGACCCUUCCCUCCAUUGAAGAACACCAUCAGCAAGUCCUCUUCAAUCCGAAACCCAAAACCCAAGUCACUCCAUUUUUCUACCAACUCAACUCUUCCGGCCUCUCCACAAGAAGCACAACACAGCCUUCUCUUCAAUGAAUGGCCUCAGCUCCUCAAAUUCUCAAUUGGGUCCAAAAAUCUGAUGCUGGGUCAGGCAAUUCAUGCCUUCUUACUCAAAUGCCGGUGCCAAACUGACACCGACACAUUUCAAGGCAACAAUCUCGUCAACUUGUACUCGAAAUUCAAAAGAUUGGAUGAUGCACACCGGGUAUUCGAUGAAAUGCCUGAGAGAAACACAAUCACUUGGACUACUCUAAUGAAGGGGUAUUCUGAGGUUGGCGAUUAUGCAUCUCUUUUUCGCAUUGCUGGGGACAUGUUUCAGGGAGAGGAGAAGUUUAAUGAGCAUACUUGCUCUGUGAUUUUGGAGGCGUGUGGUUCACUAGAAGAGUCAAGACGUGGGGAACAGGUUCAUGGUUUUGUUGUAAAAAGUGGGCUUCAGGACAACGUUUUUGUAGCUACUUCAUUGGUCUCUAUGUACUCUAGAAGUGACUGCUUGGGCAAUGCCGAGAAAGUGUUCAGUGACAUGGAUUACAAAGAUAUUCAGUGCUUAAAUUAUAUGAUUUUAGAAUAUGGGAGGGCCGGCCUCGGAGAGAAAGCAAUUGGGGUUUUUAUUGAUCUUCUGAGUUCUGGUAUAGAUCCAAAUGAUUAUACAUUUACUAAUUUAAUCAGUGCAUGCAGUGGAGAUGUGGGUGUGCAUGAAGGCCAGCAAUUACAUGGGCUCGCUCUGAAGUAUGGAAUUAUGUGUGAAACUUCUGUUGGAAAUGCAGUUAUAACAAUGUAUGGAAAGCAUGGGAUGAUUGAAGAGGCCGAGACAAUGUUCCAUGCACUGGAUGAGAGGAACUUGAUCUCUUGGACAGCUGUUUUAUCAAUGUAUGUCAAAAAUGGCCCUGUUUAUAAGGCUCUGGAUGUUUUCUUGAAAGUACUUGAUCUAGGCAUUCAUUGUGAUUCUAGUUUUUUAUGUACUAUUCUUGAUGCCUGCUCAGAGUGCAGAAAUCUGGAAUUGGGACGUCAAAUCCACGCGUGUGUUACAAAACUUGGUUAUUACUCUGGUGUUCAUGUUGGGACAGCUUUGAUAGACAUAUAUGCCAAAUGUGGGAACUUUCAAUCUGCAAGACGGGUUUUCGAUGGUCUUUCAGGUAAAAAUACUGCCUCACUCAAUGCAGUUCUGGCUGGAUUCAUGGAAUCACAUAUACAUGUUAAAGACGAUCCCAUUGUCUUAUUUAAUCAAUCAAGAUAUGCUGGUAUAAUUCCUGAUUCCAUAACUUUUUCACGGCUCCUUAGCUUGUCUGCUGAGGAAGCCUGCUUGGUUAUGGGUAAGAGUCUUCAUUCUUAUGCUAUCAAAGCUGGACUUGAAGCCAAUUCCACUGUAGGUAAUGCUAUAAUUACCAUGUAUGCCAAAUGUGGUAGCAUUGAAGAAGCUUUUCAAAUGUUCAAUGGUAUGAAUAGUCGUGAUUGUGUAUCCUGGAAUGCCAUAAUUUCAGCAUAUGCUCUUCAUGGAGAAGGCACCAAAGCACUUUCACUGUUUGAAAAUAUGAAGGAAGAAGGUUUUGCCCCUGAUGGAAUUACGUUGUUGGCUGUUCUUCAAGCUUGCAGUUACUCUGGAAUAUGGGAAACUGGGUUAUGCUUAUUCAACGAAAUGGAGCCAAAAUAUGGGACUAGGUCCGUGAUUGAGCACUUUGGUUGCAUGGUCGAUCUUUUGGGUCGGGCUGGGAAAUUUUCAGAAGCCAUCGAUUUCAUCAACACAAGUCCAUUUCCAGACUCACCAAUGCUUUGGAGAACUUUAGUCAAUGUCUGCAUGUUAUGUGGGAAUUUAAAUUUUGGCAUUUUAGCUUCAAAGCAUUUGCUUGAGUUGGAACCUGAUGAGGCUGGGUCAUAUAUACUUGUUUCAAAUAUGUAUGCUGGAGGAGGAAUGUUUGAUGAGGCUGCAAAAGUUAGAACUGUUAUGAAUGACUUGAAAGUAAACAAAGAAGCAGGUUGCAGCUGGAUUGAAGUAGAUAAUAAGUUUCAUUAUUUUGUGGCUAGUGAUAUGGACCAUCCGAAAAGCGAUGAAAUUUAUGAGAAGUUGAAUCUCUUGAAGAUUCAAAUAAAACUGAACAGUCAUGAUAGAAGUGAUCUUUGUCUGGCUGCAGAUCCUUUAUAACGGAGCAUAUGCAACUAGAUCACUUCCCUAAGAUGAAGAAUACAAUAAUGAUGGAUAUCAGUCAAGGUGCUUCCCUACUGUAAGUGCUGAUUCUGAUAUCUUAAAUGCUAGAGGAAUAUGGAUUCUACGUGCUUUGAUUUUUGGGACAUACUUGGAAUAACUAACUAGAUGUUAAGAAACGCCCUGGGCAUGUAAACCUCCGGGGGAUUGGUCAAAUCCCUUUUUGUUAUGAUCUUGUUCUACCACUUGAAAGUAGAGUAGUGAGAAAAGGCACGCUGUACAUAAUAUCACCCACUACUUAAUGUAAAUGUUAAAUUAAUAGCGAUGGAAUUUGACACCUCAACCCAACUGGGAAGUCAGUUUGUGACAGUGUUCUGGCCUUCGCUAUUAGAUAUAAUUUAUAGUUC
Rosa chinensis is the source of this 2926-nucleotide messenger RNA. RefSeq names its product pentatricopeptide repeat-containing protein At2g33680. The transcript has 2 exons. Gene Ontology annotation, molecular function: RNA binding; protein binding. The record is from RefSeq and is a predicted model, not a curated record. Bases 228 to 2519 code for a protein of 763 amino acids. NCBI's taxonomy places the organism in Eukaryota, Viridiplantae, Streptophyta, Magnoliopsida, Rosales, Rosaceae. Gene Ontology annotation, biological process: RNA modification.